GAUUCAGUGUAAAAGGUUUUGCAUCCUUUAAUUGCAUAUUCUCAAAUUUACUCAAGAUUAAGAAAGAAUUAGGUUAAUUACAAGAGAAAUGGUAGAAUUAUCGGGAAUUUCAAGCUCUCGAAAACCGCCAUCUCUAGGGAAAAACUGCGAAGAAGACUUAGACAUUCUGUAAACACUUCUCUUCUGUCAAUCGGGGUGUGAUCGUCUAAUGAUUGCAGAAAACCGAAAGAAAUUCCCUUAUUUGGGAGAAGUCCUUCUCAGAUAGAAGUUAACUUCCUGGUGUUUUAUUUUAUAUAAUGGAUUGGCAUUUGAUUCUGGAAACAUCACUCCUGAAACUAUUCUGCCUUUAAGAGUGCAGUACAGUGUAAGCAAAGAUGGAGACUAUGACCAUAACUGAGAUGAUUGGAUCGGAGGGGGAGGAGGAGGAGGUGUUCCUUGAAGCAUCUUUAGAGGGAGCUCCACUAUUUGCCAAUACUUCAUACAAAAACCUUCUUGAGGACUUUAAUAAUCCUGACCUUGGCUAUCUGGUUUUGUCUCUUCUUGUUGCCAUGGUUUGGGCUGUGUACAUAAUACUUUUUAAUGCUCGUGUUCAAGGCCGCAUUUUAACAACUUUACUGAGAAGAUUUGUAAAGAGCGGGGACUUAUCUAUAGGAUCAUUCUCUUUGUCUGUGUUGUCUGGUCAGAUAAUGUUUCGCAAUGUCAUAUAUGUAACUGAAGAUUACAGCCUUCGGGUAGUUGAUGGAAUUCUGAAGUUUCGUUACUGGCUGCUGUAUGUUAAACGACAGUUAUCGGAGGACAUGUCUCACUGUGACCAUCGUGUAUGGUUGGAACUAAAUGGACCCGAGCUUCAUAUAUAUAACCGUUCACAGUUAUAUGGUCGACUUGAAAAGCUUUUUGGCUUAGAGCAGCAAGUCUUUGGCAGCAACAAUGGAAAAGUAUCUAGUGGCAAGAAUGAUGAAGAAAUUGAACAAGAGAAAGUGGCAACAAAUCAGACACGAGACAUGACUUUUUGGCAAGACUGGAGAGAUCUUAUUCCUGUCAUCAAAAUAGAUUUGAAUAUGGCUAGAUUUGUGUUUGGUAAUCGUUUAGUGGCAUCAACAUUACUUCUUACAACUGACAAAGCUGAAUGUAUCUACACCACAAAGCCAGCUGCGUGCUCACUUGACCACUUCAUGCAUGUUGUCACUUCAAAAGCUGAGAACCUAAGGGUUAUUCUAGCUCCGAGCCCCAAGUACACAGGUGUUUCAGAUGAACCACCACGUUAUAUGGGUGAAGGAUUUGUUGUGAUGUCUUCAAGUGUAGUUCAGUUGUAUUACUACAUGGAUGAACCAGGUCUUGUUCCAGAGCAUCCACAGACAAUGCGUCUUCCCAGUGGAGAUGAAGUAAAUGCAUCUCCUCCUGUGUGGGGUUUAGAUAUCAAGUGUGAGAAAGGUACAAACUUAUGCUAUGGACCCUGGGCUGAUCGCCAGAGAGAGCAGCUUUUUAGCUUUUUCUUCCCACAAGACUAUCAGACUAUGCAGUAUCGUAAUCUUCUUGAAGCAGAAUCCCUUGACUACUCUGUCCAUGUCCAUUAUCCUAGGGUAUGGAAUCACCAUCAGUCAUGGGAUAUGCAAUUUAACAGCAGCAAAGCAACUUAUCAUUUUCUUUAUUCACAUAAAGACUUCUUUCAAGAUAUGAUAGAAGACUGGUCUUCACGGACACAGCCAGACCUUCUACAUUUUGUUCCUUACACUUGGAACUUUAAUCUUAAGCUCCAUCAGUUUGAACUGGUUACCCUUGCAAAUGGAUACAAUUGGGUAGACUGCUCAUCACAGCACCAAGCUAAUGCUCAUGUUGCCUUCUGUGGAGAUCUUCUGGAAUUGAAGUUUUCACUUCCAUUUGUGGACUUUCUUCCAGAGAGGAUAUCACUACAGUUCAUCAUAUUGGUUGAAACUGUUGAUCUUAGUUUAUUUCUACCGCCAUCAAACACAUCACGUCAUAUUAUUGCUGCAUUAGAUAGAAAUGCGAAGCUCAUUGAUAAAGAGGGAAGACCUAAAGAAGUGUUCAAUGAUGGAAAGUGGAGGAAAUUUUGCAAGUUAAGCUCUGGAUGGAUAGAUUGUUGGCAAGUACCUGAAUUACAGUUGAACAUUGGUUAUACCUACCACCCAAUUCCCCCUUUGGGCCCAACACCUCAGGCCAAUGUUUCAACUCCCGAGAAGGAAGAACUGCUUUUGUCGCCAAUUAGGGCCCCUCAUAAAAAGAAGUCCCCCAUGGAAAUCAUAAAGAAUAUCACACCAGAGCAGUUUGAUCCAACCUCAGUGUCAGCUGAUGUUUUUACUGUUGAGCUUCGCAUCAUUCGCCCUUCAGACCUGAAGCUGUAUGGUACCGUACUUCAUCUCUUUAUUAAUCUAAAGGAAAAUAUCUUUGGAGAAGAUCAAAAAUUUACUGACAUGAACCAGAGUCAUGUGGAUGAGGAUAAUCCUACAGAGACCAGCCAGCAUGAGGAGUCUAAAUCCAAUAGUGUUGCUGAAGAGAAAAAAACUGAAUUUGAUUGUCGAAAAUAUCGUCAGUUCAAAGUGACCGUCUAUUUGGAUAUCAGAAAUGUUGUUGGUCAUCUUAUAAAGGAUUGCACAGAAAAUGAUCCACCUUGUCCUACAGUUGCUUUGGACCGCUUGAUAUUUGAAAUGAAAAAAAGUUACACUGAAACACAGUUACAGGUCGUAGUUUCACCUCUUAUACUUACAACAUCAGACAGUUACACUCCUCGUCCACAUGCACACCAGCAUUUGCAUACUGGCUUUCUUAUGCUGUCUGGCCUUCAGAUGCGGGGCCAUGCAAUGUUUAGUGCAGAGGAACGUACUUUAGAUGAAGAAACAUUAGAGUAUGCGUGGCUUGUAGAAUUAACAGUUGGUACACUAAGUGGCAAGCUGACUACACCUCAGCUCCAGUAUAUUUUAACAGCAGUAGAAGCUUUUUUGCUGACAGUAGAAGACAUGGAAAAUCGCUUGCGGCAUCCACGUCCCCAUCUAUUUUGUUAUCAUGGUACUCCUCAACCCCAGUGUUUACACACAACUGAUGAGCACUUCUGCCCAACAACAGAUGUCAUUAAAUACAAGAUGGUGCGCGCUUCUAUUGAUGGCCUCAGCCUCAACUUGGUAGAGUCUGGAACUAACCUCAGUUUACAGGUGUAUCCUAUUCGCAUAGCGACAUGCAAUCUUCAUGGACAGCACACAAGGUCUGGAAUUACUGCUCAUAUUCAAAAUAUUAGUGCCCGAAAUUACAUUUGUGGCCAGCAUGGCUUGAAAGAAGGUGGUGGACGAGGCGAAGCUGCUUCGACCUGUGGUACAUCAACCAGCGGAAUGGGUGGUGGCCUUGGUUUUAGUGAUUUUUAUUCAGAUGUUUGGUUAGAAGCUGCUGCUGUUACUUUGGGACCUGUAUAUGUGGAUGCUGCCACCAGUAUGGAUGUUCUUUAUCAUGACAUGCAGGUUAUACAACACAAGUAAGUUCAGUAGUUUAAUUUUUGUACAUUUACAUA
Molecule: messenger RNA, 3514 nt
Organism: Macrobrachium nipponense
Lineage: Eukaryota; Metazoa; Arthropoda; Malacostraca; Decapoda; Palaemonidae
Product: bridge-like lipid transfer protein family member 1
Biological process (GO): synaptic vesicle endocytosis
Source: RefSeq, a predicted model, not a curated record